AAGGCUCGCCGUUUUCUCUCAAACUUAACUACAUCUUUUCACAAGCGUUGCUACUCCGUCAAGCUCGAGUCCCACCAUGACAGUCAAACAUAUAGUUUUGGCUAAGUUCAAACCUUCUCUCGACGCGGAAGCAAGACAGAAUGCAUUUGAGACAAGUAAAGGGUUCCUUGAAUCGAUCUCUCUAGUCAAAAGCUACACACUGGGCCCUCCAAUUGAAACGGCUGUUUCGCACACUCAUGGCUGGGAUUUCGCUAUGAUAGCAGAUUUCGAGGACUUGGAUGCAUUCAAUGCGUAUCUGGAGCACGAGCUGCACUUGGCUAUGGCGAAGGCCAUUGAGCCAGCCGCUGCAGACAUGCUUUCAUAUCAAAUAGACGUGUCCCCUUGUCUGUCAAAGUCAUAGAGUAUCCAUGAGGCGUCUAGGAAAGGAGAGUUGCGCUACGGGAUAUCUAGGUCGAUUCGAUAUUGAAGAAUGACGAGAAUAGAUAGUCGGCAUUCAAAUGCCUCUGAACGGUGUCGGACAUGCUGCAUGCUACUGCUUAACUUUUGGGUUGUUGGGGGCCCAUUACGAUCAAGUGCCACACUAUACAUAGCAAUUCCUGAGCGGCCGACAUUCGCUCC
Messenger RNA from Somion occarium, 618 nucleotides. Lineage: Eukaryota; Fungi; Basidiomycota; Agaricomycetes; Polyporales; Cerrenaceae. The record is from the annotation of a GenBank genome assembly.